Molecule: messenger RNA, 1338 nt
Organism: Cyprinus carpio (common carp)
Lineage: Eukaryota; Metazoa; Chordata; Actinopteri; Cypriniformes; Cyprinidae
Gene: mbd4
Product: methyl-CpG binding domain protein 4
Exons: 9
Coding region: 1-1134 (377 amino acids)
Biological process (GO): DNA repair
Cellular component (GO): nucleus
Molecular function (GO): DNA binding; catalytic activity
Source: RefSeq, a predicted model, not a curated record
AUGAACAGCAGCAGCAGCAGGUCCUGUGUGUGGAGUCGUGUUGUUGUUAUUAGACAGUGCGGAUCUGUGUUUGAAGCGCGAGGAGAAUGCGGCGCUCUGAGGACAGCAUCAGUCCUCAGGGAAAGAUCUUCAGAUCCAGGACUGGGCUGCUCAGCGACUGACGAACACAGAGAUGCCUCAGACCCCACACAAGAGAAGAGCGCAGAGACUGAGCACAGAGCGUCCAGACGAGAGGAGGGCGGGUCCAGACGAGAGGAGGCCGGGUCCAGACGAGAGGAGGGCGGGUCCAGACGAGAGGAGGGCGGGUCCAGACGAGAGGAGGGCGGGUCCAGACGAGAGGAGGCAGGGUCCAGACGAGAGGAGGCAGGGUCCAGACGAGAGGAGGGCGGGUCCAGACGAGAGGAGGCCGGGUCCAGACGAGAGGAGGCAGGGUCCAGACGAGAGGAGGCGGGUCCCGAGAGGAGGGCGGGUCCAGACGAGAGGAGGGCGGGUCCAGACGAGAGGAGGCAGGGUCCAGACGAGAGGAGGGCGGGUCCAGACGGUCGUCUACAGUCGUCUUCAGAGAGCCAGCAGCGAGAGCCGUCUGAGACGAGGAGAGCACGGGAGGACGGGCUGAAGAUAUCAGCAGAGAAACGGAAGACGAGUCCAUACUUCAGCAGAAGGAAUGAGGCUCUCAGUGCCCCGAAGCGCAAGGCCUUCAGGAAGUGGACUCCGCCGCGCUCGCCCUUCAACCUGGUGCAGGAGACGCUGUUUCACGACCCCUGGAAGCUCCUGGUGGCCACAGUCUUCCUCAACAGGACCAGCGGUAAGAUGGCGAUCCCGGUGCUGUGGGAGUUCUUCCAGCGCUAUCCGAGUGCAGAGGUGACGCGGGCGAGCGACUGGAGACCGCUGUCUGUCCUUCUGCAGCCGCUGGGUCUCAGCACGCUCCGCGCCAAAACACUCAUCCGCUUCUCCGAUGAGUAUCUGAGUAAAUCGUGGCGGUAUCCCAUCGAGCUCCACGGCAUUGGCAAGUAUGGCAACGACUCAUACCGUAUCUUCUGUGUGGAGGAGUGGAGAGAGGUCACUCCAGACGACCACAAGCUCAACGACUAUCAUGCAUGGCUCUGGGAAAACCAGGAGCAAUUAGGAAUCUGAUUUUCUGUGCACUCCAGGAUGUUUGAAUAAAUCAUAAUGUCUGCAGCAGCAUAUGCCUCUCAGCGUCAGUAACUCACCAGAGAUCAGCCACCGUCUUUCUCCUCAAAACAUGUUCUUAUUGUUUCAUCAUGUUUGUUCAUCACUUCAAGAAAAAUGGUUUCAGAAAACGUUGUGUAAAAAUAAAAGAACUUUUUAUCUUUUGUA